AUGGAUACCAAAAUUUUAAGUUAUAAAACGUGGACGUUUGGUUUUGUGGCAGCUAUAAAUCGUAUUUGGUCAACCUUUGUGGCCCUUGGCGUUCUAGAAAAACAUUAUUCAAGUUUUUGUGUGUCUCUGGUUCCGUCUAGUGGAUUCUGCAGAGUCGAUAGAUCCGAUUAUCAACAAGAGAUACAAUCAAUAAGCCAAGCGUAUGAUGCAGAAAAGUAUCUCAAAUUUACAGCACAUACCAAUCACAAAUCUAAGAAACCACGUUUAUUUGAUAUGACUACUACUCAAGAUGGGCUUCAGGAAACAAGCGCUUGGCUUUUUUCAAUACUAUUAAGGUUACAAUAUAUAGUAGACACUAUGCAAGAUAUCGAGAAUUUCAUCGACAGCUAUGAGUAUUUAAUACAGCCAUGGGUUGAACACAAGCCAGCAUAUUAUGAGUUGUCCUCAAAUUUGGCCGAUAUAUGGAAUCAAGAUUCGAUUAAUUGGGUCAACCGGGUCAUGUUCGGAGCUGUCAAGAAGAGUAGGCUAAAGCAAGCAAUAUCAACAAUGUCUGUAUACCAAGGACAAACAACCUACAUCUAG
Phycomyces blakesleeanus NRRL 1555(-) is the source of this 582-nucleotide messenger RNA. RefSeq lists its product as hypothetical. The transcript has 3 exons. The coding region runs from base 1 to 582 and encodes 193 amino acids. The record is from RefSeq and is a predicted model, not a curated record. NCBI's taxonomy places the organism in Eukaryota, Fungi, Mucoromycota, Mucoromycetes, Mucorales, Phycomycetaceae.